GUAGCUCUGCCAGCUGAGAAUGAGGGAGCUCUUUUGAAGACCUUUGUCUGUGAAAAAUCUCCUGCAAAUUGCGGAAAAGAAGCUCAGAUUGUCGGUGCCCAAAAAGAGCCAUUGCUCCGUUUCACUGCAGCAUUCACACCAGAACAAGGCGAUACCUUUGUGCACUCUCCGUCGGUUAUGCAAGACACUGAUCAUGUUAUCCAUACUUCCACUCCAGUACAAAGCAUUGGGAACAUGAUACCCAGCCCCCCCCUCCUUUUCAGUGUCUCCCUUUACUGAGAACACAGGAAACCCAGGACACAACCCUGUUAAACGCCAGCAAAACUCUGCAGCUCCUAAUCAUUUGGUUGUAGUCACAAAGGUCAAGAAAAUGGAAAUCAAGAAGUUUCCCAAGUCAGACUUCAGCAGCAUAAAAUCUAAAAUUGUUACAAGAAAUGUACAUCAGUUAUCAGUGUCAGGCUCUUCUUCACAGCUAAAACCAUCACAAGUUAACGUGAACAAUAAACACACUGAAGCACAAAGAGGAGCUACUGACAGCAUUAGUCCAACCAAUUUAAGGAGUAGCACUGCAAUUGUCUCUACCACCACUAAAGUGGUCAAUGAUGCUCCGAGACGAAUGAGUACAGGGGCUGCUAAUUCAGUUGCUCCACAGUCGUCUGGCCCUACUGCUACUAGUGGACAGGGACAGAGUGGAGCAUGCCCACCUGGCCCAAACCCAUCCGCAAAUAAACCUGCCUCAGAAGUAUGCAGUAAUGCCAGCUUUGCAACAGAACAGGCAGCCUCAUGCCAAGCAACAGAAACUGCAACUGCAGAGCAUUCUGGCAACCAGACCUUCUGCUUCUCAUCCUCAGGAAAAUCCCCUGAUAGAAGUGGCCAAACUGAUCCCAAACCAAUUCCAAAGAAGGGCGUGUUAGACCAAAUUAAGGUCGCAUCAGGCUCAGCUGUAGGUCAGGCAGAGUCUUCUGUGCCCAAGACGCGUCCUCGCUGCUCAUCGGAGAGUUUAUCACCGUCAUCCAGGCCACCGAGGGAAAAGAGUGCAACUGCAAGGUUUUCAGCUAGCUUUACCACUCCCAAAGUUAAAAUCCACCUGGGCCAGACCCGAACAGGGAACUUGAGCAGCAAUUCCCUGAAUAAACAGGCCAUUCCGACUGAGGCGGGAAACCGACCUGCUAAAAACUCCUCAAGAGAGGUGAAGAGGAUCAGCCUGGUGCUAGAGUCCAGUGAAGUGACAACAACGGGAGCCUCAUCUGAUGAGAGUAAGAGCACAUUUCGAGCACGACCAGCUCCUCGACAAACAGCACAACUUUUACAACCUCCACCUGCCAGUCCCAGACCGUCCCCUCUGUCCAGCAGGCUGAGGCAGCCAACCCGGGGGAGGGAUGAUUUCAAGGCCUCCAAAGCCGGGACACCACAGUCCAAGCUGAAGAGCAGCACAGGCAGUCAGAGAGUGCAGACAGGAGAGUCAGCCCAUGAAAAUGUGUCAACAUCAAGCAUCAAGCCUCAACUGAAUGGAUUUCGACUUCCUCAAACUUCCUCUCGACCCUCUCUCAUGGGCCCUCCCCCAACUCCUUCUAGACUACCACGCAAGACCCUGGGGCCGUCCAGGAGUCUCACUGAGCCGAGUGAAGGGAGUACACACGUUUCUGGAGGAGCUGCACCUAAACCAUCCCGUUUGAAAACUGGGAAGAACACUGGACCACCUCUGACCGCAGCAUGCAAGCCUGCCUCCGCUUUCUCCAUCAGAGGCGCUUCAAAUUCUACAGUCAGUCCUCUAAAAAGGACCGCUUCUGCAAGACUUGUUUGUCCAACUCCAAACGGACCUGUGGACAAGAACAAACCGAAGGCCGCCUCCCGCCAGCAGCAGCCGACGUCUCAGCCGAGCCAGCGCAGCGGACCACCGGAUGUGGUGCCAGCGAGUGUCGCUGAGGGGGGGAGGAAGGACCAGAGCGUCCAGCAGCUCAGAGGACUCCUGGCAGCGAGUAACCGAAGAUGUGAGGCCGUCGCCAUCGUCUUGCAGCGAGCUUUAGCUGAGCGUGAUGAAGCCACACAGCAGUGCAGGGAUCUCUCCCAGGAGCUGGUCACCCUUCAAGGAGAGCUGGUCUGCUCCGUGCACUCGUCUGAGCAUCUGGAGAAGGAGCGGGAUGAGUUGCGAGCGUCCCUGGAGGAGGCGCUGCAGGAUCAGCACCAGCGGGACCUGUUGGAGCUGGAGCAGAGGCUGCAGGCCAUCUACCAGGCCGAGUGGGACCGGGUGCAGCUCAGCCACCAGGAGGAGAGCGAGUGGAGCCGGACCCUGCUGCAGCAGCAGAUGGAAGAGCUGAAAGCCACUCAUGAGUCCAUGAAGCAGGAAGUGGAGAGCAGCCAUGCAGAACAGCUGCAGUCUGUGGAGCAGCAGUAUGAAGCGUCCCUGCAAGAGAUCAGAACAGUCCACGACCAGGAGCUGCAGUCUUUGGACGCGUCUCUGAAGGAGACAGGAGACACUCUGUCUGGAAGGAUUGAAGUGCUGACAGCGGAGAACAAUGCCCUAAUUGAGAAGCUGAGCGCCAUGGAGAACAGGAGGAAACAGCUGGCUGAGAAGAGUCAGAAGGACUCCCACACCCUUUAUCUAGAGCAGGAGCUGGACAGCCUCAAAGUGGUGCUGGAUAUAAAAAACAAGCAGCUGCACCAGCAGGAGAAAAAGCUAAUGGAGAUCGGCAAACUGACGGAGAAGAGUGUGAAGCUGGAUGAGAGCCUGCAGAAGGUCCAGCAGGAGAAUGAGGACCUGAAGGCUCGAAUGGAGAGACACUACGCUCUGUCCAGACAGCUGUCCACGGAGCAGGCGGUGCUGCAGGAGUCCCUCACCAAGGAGUCCAAGGUGAACAAGCGUCUGUCCAUGGAGAACGAGGAGCUGAUGUGGAAGCUGCACAACGGAGACCUGAGCAGCCCCCGCAAGGUGUCCCCCACCUCCACCUCGCGCUCCUUCAGCCUCCAGUCCCCCCGCAGCUCCGGAGUCUUCUCCAGCCCCCCCGUCUCCCCCAGAUAACGAUGGGCCUCCGCUUCCGGGAAGCUCGGCCUCUGAGUUAUCCCUCUGGAAUAAAGAGCCAUGUUUGUUUUCCUUAGCAACGCCUGACUUCUGGAUCGGAUGAACUCUGACACUUUCUGUACAGAGACGCUUUAAAGACACCAGUCGCACAGAAGCACUUAAAAAGCAAGGCCCCCUUGUUUUAUGCCUUUCACUUCUGAUGGAUGGGGGAGAAGGAAAUCUCAGGACACUAUUUUUGUUACUUGUUGGAGAGGCGCACACGCACACACACGCACGCACAUGCACGCACGCACGCACACACACACACACACACUACAUGCAGUAAAAGAUACACACAUGUUGACACAAAUGGAAAUCCAGCUAUGAAUACAGAUAACCUUGUCCCUCCUCAGUCUUUUAUAUGAAAUAUGCAUUGAAUAUAAAACUGCUCCUUCUGGAUCCCUGCUCCAUUUCCUCACAGCUAACUGCAGAAGAGUGUCCGUCAAAGUGUCAUCUUACUAUCACCAGGGCUGUUCGAGUCUCGACCCGUGUUCAGAAUUUAUUUAGUUUUCUUUAAAGGUUGGGAUUUUUUGCACCGAUGUUGUCUGUUCUGUUCCUCAAACUUGUUUUGUUUUCCACAUUUCCUUGUUUUAUUGUAGUUUUGACCAAAGGACCAAUCCAAGUGUUUGUGCAUGUGUUUGAGUCUUGGUAAUCACCCUCACUGAACCCUCCUACUGCAGCUUUAACGUCGGGGCCUUUGCAAAGAGUUGAGCAGAAGAGGCUUUGCUUUGUACGUACGGGAGACCCUGCAAUGUCUCAGAAAAGAGUAUUUUGUGUGGAUUUGUUAUUAUUGGUUUAUUGACCAUGUUUGAAAUAUGAAAAUUAAUAAAGUCUUGUUUUAAAGCU
Messenger RNA from Gymnodraco acuticeps, 3904 nucleotides. RefSeq names its product microtubule associated tumor suppressor 1a (gene mtus1a). The transcript has 14 exons. Gene Ontology annotation, cellular component: cytoplasm; nucleus. Bases 371 to 3019 code for a protein of 882 amino acids. Gene Ontology annotation, molecular function: microtubule binding. The record is from RefSeq and is a predicted model, not a curated record. NCBI's taxonomy places the organism in Eukaryota, Metazoa, Chordata, Actinopteri, Perciformes, Bathydraconidae.